AUGUUCGCAUAUUUCGGCGCCACACUUUAUCGAAAACAUUUCGCUGGCGGAAAACGUCGACUUUGUGGGUUUUUCGGUUUCAAAUUUAAAACUGGUUUCUCUUUUUCAAUAGAUAUCGAUAGUUUUUGUUUUGAUUUUUUAUAGAUAGUUUUUUUCAGUUUCAAACCAUUUUUGUGUGUUUGUUUUUUGUUAUCAUUCAUUUUUUUGAAUUUUGAGAGAAAAUAUUGAUUUUUGGGGUGAAAAACACUGGAAUUAGAGUAUUUCUGCAAAUUAUCGUCGUUUCUAGUAUUGUUUUUUGUGUUUUUCGCGCCAAAUUCAAAUCUUCCCUCCCUUCAAACUAACAUUUUUCGUAUUUCCUUCUUUUCUUUCACCAAAAUCAAUCGAUAAUCCUCAAAUCCCUUAUUUCUAGUCAUGGCAAACAACGAUAAAGUAGCGAAUAAGGUAUGUCUUGUUGUAAUCGAUGGUUGGGGAAUCUCUUCGGAUCCAUACGGAAAUGCAAUUCUUGCCGCCAACACUCCAGUCAUGGAUAAAUUGUGUUCCGGAAAUUGGGCUCAAAUCGAAGCCCACGGUCUUCACGUUGGUUUACCUGAAGGUCUUAUGGGAAAUUCCGAAGUUGGUCAUUUGAACAUCGGUGCCGGUCGUGUUAUCUAUCAAGAUAUCGUGAGAAUCAAUUUGGCUGUCAAAAAUAAUCAAUUAAUCAAUAAUGAAUCGUUGAAAGAUGCGGUAAAUCGUGCAAAAUCUGGAAAUGGUCGAUUGCAUUUGGCUGGAUUGGUUUCAGAUGGUGGUGUUCAUUCACAUAUUGAUCAUUUGUUUGCGUUGGUGAAGGCUGUUAAGGAAUUGGGUGCACCUGAAUUGUAUAUUCAUUUUUAUGGUGAUGGACGUGACACUUCGCCAACUAGUGGUGUUGGAUUUUUGCAACAAACUUUGGCGUUUUUGGGAGAACAACAGUGAGUUUUUCAUUGAACUUGAGAAACUGAAAUCUACCCCUAUAGUAAUAUUGAUUAUUGAAAAAUUCAAAAUUUCAUAUGGAAAUUUUUUUCUAAAUUUUAUUCAGAAAUAAGACGGACAAAAAUUCCUAGUUUUCCCACAUGAACCACUCAAAACCAUCCCAAUUUCCUACUUCAGAUAUGGUAAAUUAGCCACAAUUGUUGGUCGCUACUAUGCAAUGGAUCGUGAUUCUCGUUGGGAACGUAUCAACGUGGCAUACGAAGCAAUGAUUGGUGGAGUUGGAGAAAAUGCAACUGAAGCAAAUGUUGUCGAUUUGGUCAAAUCCAGAUAUGCCGCCGAUCAAACUGAUGAGUUCUUGAAACCAAUCAUUUUGCAAGGCGAUGAUGGAAGAGUUCGAAAUGAUGACACUUUGAUCUUCUUUGAUUAUCGAGCUGAUCGAAUGAGAGAAAUCUCGGAAGUUAUGGGAAUGGAAAGAUAUAAGGAUUGUAAAAGUGCUCUUCAACAUCCAAGUAAUGUCAAGGUUUAUGGAAUGACUCAAUAUAAAGCCGAAUUCCCGUUUUUGUCGCUUUUCCCACCAGCAAGUAAUAAGAAUGUUUUGGCUGAAUGGUUGGCUGAACAGGUGAGGGAUUUUUAAGAAAAAUCUUGAAAAAUCGAUGAUUUAUUACCUGUUUCAGGUGCUUUACAAAUAUUUAAUCUGAAAAUUUGUAAGGAAUUUUGGUUUCAAAAAGUGCCAAAAUUUAGGAUUUUCAAAUAAAUAAGUCAAACGUUGUUAUUUUUUUUUUCAAAAAUUCUAUUUUCGGCGCCAAAACCUGAUCGACAGCUUUCUGUAAAUUUUGCUCACUUCUGGAAUCUUCUGCUCCACACAUGUUUAAAUUUUAAAAUAAAUUUGAAGUUUUCGUUUUGAGAGACAGCGUGAAAAUUAAAGAGUCUAGACAAAGUUAGACAAAAUCCUUGUUUGUCUCUAUGCUCUCUCAAUUUUACGUACUCCCUGAUCAUAAUCCUCCCUUAAAUUCCAUAUUUUAUUCUUCCAGCAAGUAUCUCAAUUCCACUGCGCCGAAACCGAAAAAUACGCACACGUCACAUUUUUCUUCAACGGUGGUCUCGAAAAACAAUUCAACGGCGAACAUCGUUGUCUAGUCUCCAGUCCAAAAGUUGCCACCUAUGAUUUGCAACCCGAAAUGUCAUCAGCUGGAGUUGGCGAUAAAAUGGUCGAGCAAAUUGUUGACGGAACUCAUCCAUUUAUUAUGUGCAAUUUUGCACCACCUGAUAUGGUUGGACACACUGGAGUUUAUAAAGCGGCUGUCAAAGCGUGUGAAGCGACUGAUUUGGCGAUUGGAAGAAUUUAUGAAGCUUGUCAGAAACAUGGUGAGGAAAAUAGGGAUUUGUGAUGAAUUUUUAUUUAAAAUUCACGUAAAAUCGUGAAGUUUGAAACCUAGAAUUGUUGAUUUUUGGCUCCUAAUUCUGAAUCUGAACUCGAAGUUUCUUGCGGAACUUUGAAAUCACCCUGAUCAGCAAAUGUUAAAUCGCGUGGAUUUAGCUGGGUUCGAGCAUUGACUCCCAUUUAGAUAUAAUAGAGAAAAGGGACUGAGAUCCCUUAAUCUCUUAAAGAGAAUAAAAAUGAGAGAACACAAGAACAAAAAACUACUAAUUUAUUAGAGAAAUAUAAAAGAAAGAAAACAAAUUAGGAUUAAAAUUUUGUGGUUGUUGUGGUAGAAUGCUUUUGAUGUUAAUUUAGCGCGAUUUAGGCCAAUGGUGGCUCUAAAUGUGAUUGAAUUUCCUAGGGGGGUGUGAGAUAGCCCAAAUAUACAUGAAAACCUUUGCACAAAACGUAUAACGCGCAACCCGAAGGCAGGAAACCUGCGAAGUCUCCAAAAAAGGAUUGCAAAUCUUCCACGGCGAAUGUUUCCCGGAGAAAUUCGAAUAUUUGAAUGGCGGCCUUGCCGCCUCAACCCAACGAGACCCGAGCGAAUAAAUAUGUGUGCCUUGAAUUGGUUUUGCGCUCUCGUCGUCUGCGCGCUCUCGCAAAUACACAAUAUUUUCUCGUCAGCGGGUUUUUUCUCUUCUUUUUCCUCGAUUUUCAGCGCGUAUCCGCUGGUUGUUUCGGCUUUUGGUUACCGAUUGAAUUGAGCUCGAAUUAUUCGAGACAGACGAAAUGGGUUGAGGUUUUUAGCAUUGGUUUUCAUGUUAAAAACGUUGUAUUUGGGUGAGAAAUCUCUCAAUUUCUCACAUUCCCCCUCUACAUAAGAUUGCGAAGGUUACUGUAGUUUUCCUUGUUGAAGACGAAGUUAGUGUUGAAUUUCUUGUGGAGUGUUUCGGCGAUUUCGAAGACGGCAUCACUGCUAUUGCGACGGAGAGUAGGGAGGUCUUGUUGAACGAAUUUGAGUUCCAGAUUGAGUAGUGUCACAUUCCAUAAAAUCGCUCGACAUUUCCGUGUGUGAACAGCAGUCCUUCGAUUCAAUGUUCCAAUAUUGUUGUUCCAAUCGUUGAAGUCGAUCCAAAGAUGCACAAAAUUUUUUGCUACCCCUUCUUUUGUGUGGGGGUAUGUUCAGGAUACUGUAGCAAUUGAGAUGAUCUCUUCUGGUAACCGAUCACGAAUUUUAAGUUGUUAUGCCCUGAUGGCUCAAAUUUUAAGUAGUGAUGGUGAAUGAAUUUUUGACUAACAAAGAAUUGAUAAUUGUUCGAUUUUUUGCAAUCGACUUGGGUUGUCAAGUUUAUCCAAAUGAAUUGUUUUUCUCGUGGCAGUAUUAUCGCCAGCGUAGAUGAGAAUUUUCUUGAAAUUUGUCGAAAAAAUUCGAAUUUUCUUGUUUUCGAUGGUUUUAUCGAAAUUUGUGGGGUAUCCCUGGUUGAAUUGAAAAUGUGUGGGGGGUAUCCGUGGGUAAAUCAAAAUUUGAGGUUCGAUAGAACCCUUCCCCCUCUACAUAAGUUGGAAAAGUGUUAAGCGAUUUUGAUUCAUGGUUAGUGGGUGCAGUAAGUGCUAAUUACAUGAAUUUCGGGAAUUUUGAUUGGGUUGAUUUAGGGGAUAAAGCAGCUGCGUACAAGGUUGCGGAGUUUCAGAUUUCUUCAUCUAUCGUUCAUCAAAGUGAACGAAAUAAUGUUUCAUCCGAGCAGCAAUGAAAGGUGAUUGGCUCUGCCACAACUUCACAUCUUCCACCGCAUUUCUCCGGUGAUUCUUCUCUUGUUCAGUUUCUUCUUUAACUCUCCCCAAACUGAUCUUCGGUCUUGCCGAUUUUCAGUUGUUAGUGUUUUUUGAGUGGGUUUCAGAUUUUUGAUGACUGGAAUUCCACUGGAACCCUCCCAAAAAAAUUUACCUUAACUUGCACAAAAUCCAAAAUCGAUUCGAACUCUUCGGCCACCAAUCACCCUCUCUCAAUAAUCGCAGACGUCUCCUUGAUUUCUUGAGCGGUUCUCUUCCGUGGUCCACUUGGUUUUCAGCGAAUUUGGAAAGCCUGUAAAUUUUUUCGGGUUGACUCCCUCUGAGUUCAUGCGCUAAUUUCCUGCUGCUUCCCUAUCUCACCGCUAUCCCGGCAAAUUCUGGCGAAUCGGGGCUGGAACGGCUGAUCAGACCGAACUCAGUAGAUCGAUGAGACCGACGCUCUAUCGUCCAAUAGGCUUACGCUCCGAAAUCAUGUUGAUUUCGGAAGUAGGGAAAGGCGAGCGAGGAAAAAGCUUUUUAUUAAUAUGUACCGUUAUACGGGCGUUUUACUUCACGCUUGAAGUGUAAAGAUUACAAGUUGACAAUGUUUUACGAUAGCAGAUAUAUUUAUUAUUGAUAACAAACAAACAAAAAAAAUUAUCAUGAGAAAAGUGAAAAUGUGUGGGAAAAUACCGGUUUUUAAGCCCGUUGAUUUGACUUUUUGCUUCUUGAGUGUUUUGGAUGAUUAGAAUCUUCUCGAUGUCCAACUCGCGAUUCGGCCAUUUGACCAAAGAACGUGGUGUUCGAUGCCGUACAUUCUUUCCUUUUCUUGGACAGCGAGGAGGAACUCGUUUCUUAGCUUCUCCUUUUCGAUUCUCUCGAAGACUCUGGCAUUUGAUCUUAUUUUGUUAGCUGAUGGGUGAGGUGUUCUCAAGUUUAAGUCAUUGAGUCGAACGUGGAUUAUUUCCGCCAGCUGAUUUGAUUCCUUCCAGUCUUUGGGCGUCCAUUCCAACAGCUUCAAGAAUCUUGCUUUUUCAUCUCCUGAUCUAUAGACAAUUUCAAGAGAUGUCCAUACCGCUCGAUAUGCUGCAUCGAUUUUCCAUGCGACAUCGUCCGACCUGCAAUUAUGAACGUUGGUUAUUAACCGGUAUUUCUCUUUUCUGGGCUUUGAGCCCUUUUAUUUUUAGACUUUUUUAGUCGUUUUGGUUAGUUAGGCGAACUUCUGCCCGCGAUUUGAGUCGUCUGCCGUUUUUCUUUGGGAUUCAGAGGUUUGAAUCCUCCAUACCAUUCCCCAUGCAAGACCUUGACUAAAAACUUUGGUUUGUGUCUUGCGCGGGGAUUUUUAAGGUUUGGAGGCUUCUUGCCCCUUCAGAAUCUGGGAUUCUGUUCCUUCUAUUCACGGCUUCUGACUCUCAAACGGGUCUUUUUUCGUCGGCACAACUCCGAGAUCUAUUUGCCGUUGGCUUCCAGAGCCUUUGGCUUUCUUUAAAACUUUAUUGGCCUCUUGUGCCUCUAGUUUUGUCAACACUUGGUCUUUUAGACCUCUGGUUGUUUUUUGAACUCCUGGUCUUCUGUGACCUCUGGUUCAGUUUGAACACCUGGUCUUCUGUGACCUCUGGUUCAGUUGUGCCGAUGUUCUCUUGGUUUAGGUCGUAAUGCACCAUGUUAAAUCGCGUGGAUUUAGCUGGGUUCGAGCAUUGACUCCCAUUUAGAUAUAAUAGAGAAAAGGGACUGAGAUCCCUUAAUCUCUUAAAGAGAAUAAAAAUGAGAGAACACAAGAACAAAAAACUACUAAUUUAUUAGAGAAAUAUAAAAGAAAGAAAACAAAUUAGGAUUAAAAUUUUGUGGUUGUUGUGGUAGAAUGCUUUUGAUGUUAAUUUAGCGCGAUUUAGGCCAAUGGUGGCUCUAAAUGUGAUUGAAUUUCCUAGGGGGGUGUGAGAUAGCCCAAAUAUACAUGAAAACCUUUGCACAAAACGUAUAACGCGCAACCCGAAGGCAGGAAACCUGCGAAGUCUCCAAAAAAGGAUUGCAAAUCUUCCACGGCGAAUGUUUCCCGGAGAAAUUCGAAUAUUUGAAUGGCGGCCUUGCCGCCUCAACCCAACGAGACCCGAGCGAAUAAAUAUGUGUGCCUUGAAUUGGUUUUGCGCUCUCGUCGUCUGCGCGCUCUCGCAAAUACACAAUAUUUUCUCGUCAGCGGGUUUUUUCUCUUCUUUUUCCUCGAUUUUCAGCGCGUAUCCGCUGGUUGUUUCGGCUUUUGGUUACCGAUUGAAUUGAGCUCGAAUUAUUCGAGACAGACGAAAUGGGUUGAGGUUUUUAGCAUUGGUUUUCAUGUUAAAAACGUUGUAUUUGGGUGAGAAAUCUCUCAAUUUCUCACAGCAAAUUUCUAAAAGUCACCAUUUUUAUCCAGAAAAUUUAAAUGUUGAGAAUUUUAAUUCUCGAAUUUAUUGUGAAAUUGACAUCAACAGAGCUGAAAUUUUUACAGAUUCGUAAAAAUUUUGAAACAGUCAAUUUUCUUCCUAUUGAAACCCAUUAUUUUCCACCCUUUUUCCAUCCUAAAUUUAAUUUCAGGUUACACCCUUUUGGUCACCGCCGAUCAUGGAAAUGCUGAAAAAAUGAAGGCACCGGAUGGCGGAAAACACACUGCCCACACUUGUUAUCGAGUUCCGCUAACUUUAUCGCAUCCUGGAUUCAAAUUUGUUGAUGUGAGUAUUUUUUGGGGGUGAACAUUUGGAAAAUUGGUUUUCAACUUGAAAAAUCUGAAAUUUUGAUUUUUUAGGCUGGAAUUUCGCUGUUUCAAAAAUGUGAUAUUUUUAUUUUUAGAUGAUCUCAAAUGUUGUUUACGCGUUUUUUCUUUUUAUGCAAAGUUUCAUAUAAAAUUUGAAAUAUGAGAAUUUAAACCGGUUUCAUCUAAAAUUACAGCCAAUAUUUUUCACUGUUUCAGAAAUUCUUAGUUUUCGAGAUUUUUGGCUGAAAAAAAUUCAAAUGAAAAAUUCAAAAAUCUGAAAAUAUUUUUUUAGCCAGCCGAUCGUCCACCAGCACUUUGCGAUGUUGCACCAACAGUUUUGGCAAUUCUUGGCCUUCCACAACCAGCCGAAAUGACUGGACAAUCAAUUGUUCAAAAAAUCUGA
This is a messenger RNA of Caenorhabditis angaria, 7209 nucleotides long. NCBI's taxonomy places the organism in Eukaryota, Metazoa, Nematoda, Chromadorea, Rhabditida, Rhabditidae. The record is from the annotation of a GenBank genome assembly.